Phodopus roborovskii (desert hamster) is the source of this 1432-nucleotide messenger RNA. RefSeq names its product C-C motif chemokine receptor 2 (gene Ccr2). Gene Ontology annotation, cellular component: membrane; cytoplasm. NCBI's taxonomy places the organism in Eukaryota, Metazoa, Chordata, Mammalia, Rodentia, Cricetidae. Bases 290 to 1411 code for a protein of 373 amino acids. The transcript is spliced from 2 exons. Gene Ontology annotation, biological process: positive regulation of monocyte chemotaxis; immune response; G protein-coupled receptor signaling pathway. The record is from RefSeq and is a predicted model, not a curated record. Gene Ontology annotation, molecular function: C-C chemokine receptor activity; chemokine (C-C motif) ligand 5 binding.
UCACACUCAAAAUUGCAUAAGCAAGAUUUCAAAAUUAAUCCUGUGGAGACCUCAGCCCAGUAUACAAUGGUCCUGGCUGGAAAAGAAGAACUGUGAAUCUUUGACUUUUUUUUUUGUUGUUCAAAUCUUUGCCAUCACUUGCCUUUCUAUCUCCGCCUUCUCUUUCUGCAGGAAACUUUAUUUCCUACUUCUGCACACCAAGUUUCUACCUCCAGAUCUGAGGUUUUUGUUUCUGAGAAGCCUGAAAUACUAGUGCUACCAAGAAGAAGCCAUCCCUGAAAGAAGGGAAAUGGAAGACGGUGAUAUGUUACCUCAGUUCAUCAAUGGAAUACUAUCAACAUCUCAUUCUCUGUUUACAAGAAAUAUCCAAGAGUUUGAUGAAGACACCACCACACCUUAUGAUUAUGAUAAUGGUGAGCCUUGUUAUAAAUACAAUGUGAAGCAAAUCGGUGCCUGGAUCCUGCCCCCACUCUACUCCCUGGUGUUCAUCUUUGGUUUUGUGGGUAACAUGUUGGUCAUUCUCAUCCUGAUAAGCUGCAAAAAGCUGAAGAGCAUGACUGACAUCUACCUGUUCAACCUGGCCAUCUCUGACCUGCUCUUCCUGAUCACUCUCCCAGUCUGGGCUCACUAUGCUGCAAACGAGUGGGUCUUCGGGGAUGUAAUGUGUAAAUUAUUCACAGGGCUCUAUCACAUUGGCUAUUUUGGUGGAAUCUUCUUCAUUAUCCUCCUGACCAUUGAUAGAUACUUGGCUAUUGUCCAUGCUGUGUUUGCUUUAAAAGCCAGGACAGUCACCUUUGGGGUGAUGACAAGUGGAGUCACUUGGGUGGUGGCUGCGUUUGCCUCUCUCCCGGGAAUCAUAUUUACUAAAUUCAAAGAAGAAUAUUAUCACCGCACCUGUGGUCCUUAUUUUCCAUUAAUAUGGAAGAAUUUCCAUGCAAUAAUGAGGAAUAUCUUGAGCCUGGUCCUGCCCCUGCUUGUCAUGGUCAUCUGCUACUCGGGAAUCCUCCACACCCUGUUCCGCUGUAGGAACGAAAAGAAGAGGCACAGGGCUGUCAGGCUCAUCUUUGCCAUCAUGAUUGUCUACUUCCUCUUCUGGACUCCAUACAACAUUGUUCUCUUCCUGAACACCUUCCAGGAAUUCUUGGGACUGAGUAACUGUGAGACUACCAAUCACUUAGACCGGGCCAUGCAGGUAACAGAGACUCUGGGAAUGACGCACUGCUGCAUCAACCCUGUCAUCUAUGCCUUUGUUGGGGAGAAGUUCCGAAGAUAUAUUUCCAUAUUCUUCAGAAAACACAUUGCUAAACGUCUCUGCAAACAGUGCCCAGUUUUCUAUAGGGAGGCAGCCGAUCGAGUGAGCUCCACAUUCACCCCUUCUACUGGGGAGCAAGAAGUCUCAGUUGGGUUGUAAAUCAAGUGUCAGUCUGCUUUU